Messenger RNA from Naumovozyma dairenensis CBS 421, 471 nucleotides. It is a transcript of the gene RPR2, whose product is annotated as ribonuclease P protein subunit RPR2. The transcript has a single exon. NCBI's taxonomy places the organism in Eukaryota, Fungi, Ascomycota, Saccharomycetes, Saccharomycetales, Saccharomycetaceae. Bases 1 to 471 code for a protein of 156 amino acids. Gene Ontology annotation, cellular component: nucleolar ribonuclease P complex. The record is from RefSeq and is a predicted model, not a curated record. Gene Ontology annotation, biological process: tRNA processing.
AUGAAAACAAACAAAAGCAAGAAAUCUCAUCAAAUCGAUGAAAAUGGGAUGUUAUUAGCUGAUCCGCCAAAGGAUAUUGGUAAUAAGGAAAAGUUCCAAAGAUUAAAUUAUCUUUAUCAACUCUCAACAUGGACAACAAUGACAGGAAUACAACCGAAUCAAAAUGGACUGGCAAGAUUAUAUUCCAAAGACUUAGAUUUAAUAAGUAAGAAGACAAAAACAAGUAUAUCACCGAAUAUGAAGCGAUCAAUUUGUAAGAAAUGUCAUAGGAUCUUAAUCCCAACAAUUACUUCCAAAACGAUAAUUAAAAAUUUAUCUACGUCGAAAUCUAAAAAAGUAAAUCCAAAAAAUGAUGUUUUGGAAUGUCAUUGUCAAUGCGGUGUUAUCAAAAGAUACCCAAUUGGACAGAAUAGAAAUUAUAAGUUAAAUUCUGAGAAGGAUAAUACCUCAACUGCAUUGGAUUCUACGUAA